This is a messenger RNA of Astyanax mexicanus (Mexican tetra), 5117 nucleotides long. It is a transcript of the gene btbd17a, whose product is annotated as BTB (POZ) domain containing 17a. Bases 95 to 1555 code for a protein of 486 amino acids. Gene Ontology annotation, molecular function: protein binding. NCBI's taxonomy places the organism in Eukaryota, Metazoa, Chordata, Actinopteri, Characiformes, Acestrorhamphidae. The record is from RefSeq and is a predicted model, not a curated record. The transcript is spliced from 3 exons.
UACACCCGGAGAGAGUGAGAGAGAGAGAGAGAGAGUGAGUGAAGGGGCGAGAGAGGUAGUGGACUCCAGUGCUGCAUCAGUAGAACUUGUUAGGAUGACCUGUGUGUGGUACCUGCCGCUGCUGCCGCUGCUGCUGAGUGCCGGGCUGCAGAUCAGGCCACUGAGUGGAGGUCUGGUGAAGGUGGAGGAGGAGCUGGAGAGCAGUGCUGUGAUCAGUCACUCUCUGGGUCUGAUGGGUCGGUUGGAGAAGCUCCUACUGCAGGGGAACAGCAGUGACGUGUCCCUGCGCGUGGAGACAGUGGACGGGGACGAGGUGAAGCUCUUCCAGGCCCACUCUCUGGUUCUGUCCCUGCAGAGUCCCGCGCUCGGCCGGAUCCUGCAGAACCGCAACAGCAGCACCCUGGUCCUGCAGGAGAGCUCGGACUGCGUCGCCGUCUUCGAGAAGUUCAUCAGGUACCUGUACUGUGGUGAACUCUCCGUGAAUCUGGAUCAGGCCACCGCUUUGCACAAGCUGGCCGCCAAAUACGGCGUCGCCAACCUGCAGCAGGGCCUGGCCGAGUACAUGAGCCAGAACCUGGCCGGCGCCUCGGCGAGCGGACACGUCGUGGGCUGGUACGAGUACGCGGCGGCUGCAGGGGACGCGGGACUGAGGGACACCUGCCUGCAGUUCCUGUCCUGGAACCUGUCGGCGGUGCUGCAGAGCGCGCGGUGGCCAGCGAUCGGCGCCGAGCUGCUAAUGGCACUGCUGCGGCGCUCGGACCUGGUGCUGCAGAGCGAGCUGGAGCUGUUCCAGGGUCUGGAGGUGUGGCUGAUCCGGAACGAUCCGAACAGCCUGACCGCGGAGAACGCUCUGCGCGCCGUACGCUACGCCAUGAUCCCACCGAGAGAGCUUUUCCAGCUGCAGCGCAACUCGCCCGUCCUGCGGCGCUACCACGAGUCAGUGCGAGACCUUCUCUACCUGUCCUUCCAGUUUCACUCCGCCUCUCCGGUGCAGCUCGCCAAGUUCUUCGACGUCAACUGCAGCCUGUUCGUGCCGCGGAACUACCUCGCGGCAUCGUGGGGCACAGCGUGGGCCGUCAAUAACCCGGCGAGGGACGACCGCAGCAUCAGCUUCCAGAGCCAGCUGGGUCCCAGUGGCCACGACGAGGGUAAACGGGUGACCUGGAACGCCCUGUUCUCGCCGCGCUGGCUCCCCCUCAGCCUGAGACCCAUGUACAACGAGCCGGGCGCCAUGCACCAGUCCCAGACCGCGCAGCCGACGCUGGGGGCAGCGCGCCCGCGCAUCAUCAUCACCCCCACCACCUCCAGCGCCGAAUUCGCCGGCGUCAACUUCCAGAAGACGGUGGUGGUGUCCACCAGGCAGCAGGGCCAGCUGGUGGUGCGCCACGUCUACAACUUCCACCAGAGUACGGAGGAGACCGGGGACUUCCUGUCCGGCGUUGACCUGCAGCAGCGUACGUCCGAAUACCUCGCGGACGGGUCCCUGCACAUGCACGUCAUCAUCAAACCCCUCUAUCAGACGCUCAUCGCCGUUAAAAAGACUGACGUUCUGUAAACAACAAAGAGUUACGAGAGAAUUCAGAUGCUUUAGAUGUUAAAGAAACGUCGCCAAAGAAAGAAAGUGAAAAAACGUGAUCGUCAAGCCCCAAUAAUAUUAGACCAUGUUAUACACUAAUGAUUUCAUUGUCAUUAAUGCAGCGUUACAUUUACCUCAGAUAUCAUAUAGAGUAGCAUUUUUGGAUUAUUGUAAUCAGAUAAGUGUAAUUUAAUUCAAAACAGUGAGAUAAAGACAAUAAUUUACUGAAGUUUUAAUGACAAAGCCAAACAAAAUAUGUCCCAACAUUUUAUGGCCCAUGUUUUCAUUGUUAGCAUUGUUCCAGAGAUGCAUUGUCCAGGGUAGCAUUGUUAUAAUUUCCCAGGGUAGCAUUUUUUAGCACUGUCCCAGGUCAGCAUUGUUCCAUGUUAGCAUUAAUAGCAUUGUGCCAGGUUAGCACUGUUAGCAUUGUCCAAGGGUAGCAUUUUCACAAGUUAGCUUUGUUAGCAUUGUCACAGGGUUGUGUUGUUUGUGAUUUCAGUCGAUAACAAUCUUUAUCUGUUUAAAAGUAGCAGCAGGUGAACGAAGAGUUACGAGAGAAUUUGAUUUGGAGGUUAAAGGAACAGAGAAAAUGUCAAAAAACAUCAAAGAACUUGAUCAUUAAGCACAAUAGUGUUAAACUCUCAUCACAAUAACAAAGUAACAGAGGACGGGCAGAGAGUCAUAAACGCAAAGUUUAUGAUGUAAAAGCUGAGAUUUAGCUUCAGAAGUUAAUAAAAUUUAUAUGAUUUACAAAACUCUUAAUUUUUGUAAGGAUAAUCUACAUUUAUCUCAGAAGUUGGAUAGAGAGAUGAAGAUUUCUGGGAAAUAUAUUUCAGAAGGAUCUAACAGAACUUGCUAGAACAGAGUGACCUGAUCUAAUCAGUGCGUACAGCUGUGAUAUUUAAUUCAUUAAAGCCCAGAAAAACACAGGGUUUCUGAACAGCUUGCUUAAAAAACAGCAUCAUGAAGUUCAGUAGCAGCAGCCAUCUGUCCGACUGAAUGACUAUAAAAUCCAGACUACUGAAUUUCUCCAUCUGGUAGCCCAGUUUGGAUGCUGUUUUAUUCCUGCCCCACACUACAGCAGAGGUUCUUAACCAGUAUAAUAGUUUAUUAAAAACUCCAUCAGCAGCCGGAGUCUGAGAGAGAGAGUAUAGUAAGUAAGUAAUCUGCUGCUUCAGAUUAUCAGAUUAUCCUGUGUUUUGGGGCAUUACAGCAUCUACAGCCUGUAACAGAUUACCCUCAUAUCACAGCCUGAAGAAGCUGCACAGUAGAGCUGGGCAAUAUAACAAUAUUUUAUCGUAUCAGGAUAAAUUUGUUAUUUUGAUAAAUGAUGCGCAACUUGCAUCAACGUGAAUUUAAUCAGUGCUUAUAAACACACGCUCACCUGCCCAACACAGUUCAAUACAGAGAGGCUAAAUUUUGAAGCUCAAAAACAUUUGUCUAAAUCAGGGGUGUCCAAACUACGGCCCGCAGGCCAUUUGCGGCACGUUUCCUUUUUUGGAGCGGCCCGCGAGGUAUUUUAGAAAUAGAAUGAAAGUUGGCCCGCUGUUAAGCAGGUUUUAUAAUGUGAGAUUUAAAGUUUGAACGCUAGGUGUCAGAAACGGGCCAAAGAGUCUAAAAGCGGAGAGAGUGCGCAUUUCUAGCGCAGAAAAACGGACAAAGAGUCUAAAAGCAGAGAGAGUGCACAUUUCUAGCGCAGAAAAACGGGCCAAAGAGUCUAAAAACGGAGAGGGUGCGCAUAUCUAGCACAGAAAAACGGGCCAAAGAGUCUAAAAGCGAAGAGAGUGCGCAUUUCUAGCGCAGAAAAACAGGCCAAAGAGUCUAAAAGCGGAGAGAGUGCGCAUUUCUAGCGCAGAAAAACAGGCCAAAGAGUCUAAAAGCGAAGAGAGUGCGCAUUUCUAGCGCAGAAAAACAGGCCAAAGAGUCUAAAAGCAGAGAGAGUGCGCAUUUCUAGCACAGAAAAACAGGCCAAAGAGUCUAAAAACGGAGAGGGUGCACAUUUCUAGUGCAGAAAAACGGGCCAACGAGUCUAAAAGCGGAGAGAGUGCGCAUUUCUAGCGCAGAAAAACAGGCCAAAGAGUCUAAAAGCGGAGAGAGUGCGCAUUUCUAGCGCAGAAAAUGGGCCAAAGAGUCUAAAAGUUGCCGUAAUUAAGGAGUUUUAUAUUAACAGGCAUCAUUAAAUUAAACAUCAGUUUGAAAAAUCUUAGUUUACACAACACUGUCAAAGAUAAAGAUAGUAAGUCAAGUAAAAUGGUGUGUAAAUGAAAUAAUCAGGAAAAUGUAUUAUUUAAAGUGGUAUAUUUCAUUAUUUGUUUUAUUACAGAGUCUGUGGCCCGUGACUUCAAAUAUAUUUCUCCUUCUGGUCCCCAACAAAAAAAGUUUGGACACCCCUGAUCUAAAUUGUUGAACCUCAAAAACAUUUGACUUUUGUCUAAUAAAGCCCAAAAUGUCCAAUAUCUUUUGGCUUUAUAUGGCGUGCCAAAAGGUUUGACUUGCUUGUUUAUCCAAAAGCUCCACCUCUAACAUUCUGUCAUUCAUUCCAAUGGCGAAAAUGCCUGAUAUUUUAGAAACAUUCUAGAAAAGUAUCAAUUUAAUUGAAUUUGAUGAAACUAUGCUAUUUGUUCUAUGUUCCCACCAAAUUUUAAGGGUCUACCUAAAAAGUUAAAAUUUCUUGACAAAAGUUCAUCUACCUUAUUGAAUAAGUUCUGGUCCUAAGAUCCUGCAAAUUUCCACGCAAAAUGACUCAGUCAAACCAGCUUAAACAGAGUAAAUAUAGAAAAAAUGUAUAUCGUGAUACAAUAUUUUCACUGUAUCGCCCAGCUCUUGUGCACAGUCACUGUUAUAGUUAUUCCCAUGGCAACCAGACAAAACUCCUCCCACUUCAGACCUAUCAUUUACUCCCAGUCUUCCCCAGAGCCACACGGGAACAAUCAGCAUUGUUUUUACCGUGUAAUAUGAAUAUGUUUCUAGGUGCUACUGUAAAUACAUAACACACAACAUAUAUCACACUUAUCUCACUCAAACUGUUUUACUUCAUACAUUUCUCAUAAUUCUGAUCGAUUGAUUGAUUUUUGUCUGCAUUAUUAUUAUUAAUUCCUGAAUUCAUUUAAUUUAAUUUCAUUUCAUCUGUCCAAUGUUGACCUAUCAUGCUUAAAUAUUUAGUACAAAUGUAUAAUACAAUAAUGUAUAAACUGUUAUAAUUUCAAAUUAACAUAGUGUCUAGUAAUAAUUAUAUACAUAUAUUAUAUACUGUAUACAGUAUCUCAUGAUGUAUAAGAAGAGUCUAUUUCUAGAAGCACAUUACAAAUUCACAAUAUAGCUAAUUUUAGAUAAUUAAAGUGUUAUUUUUAAUUUAACUCCUCGAUUUCCCCACCAAAAAAUGUGAUAUUUAUAAAUUGAAUAGAAAAUGCCUAAACAUUAUCGUUUGAUGUGUACUAAUAUUUAUAAUAUUUGUAAUAGACAAGUUGCAAUAGAAUUGUCUGAUAAAUGGACAAAUGGAAAUGUUUCAAAAUGUUGUGGAAUAAAUAUAUUCACAAUGACA